AGAAAAGCUCUAUGUGGAGAAAGCAUUGCUGCUGAGUCAACUGAAUGUAUCAUGAUAAGUAGCCCUGGGUUUGCUGAAGGAGUUGGCAGUCCACUUAUGACCCCAGUUUCUGGAAAAGCUGCUAGGACAUACAAGUCGAAGGCUAAAGUUGGCAAAGCUGGACCUCAGACCCCUAUAUCAAAUGCUGGUUCACCUGGCAAUCCAGUCACUCCUGUUGGUUCUUGCCGCUAUGACAAUUCAUUAGGAUUGUUGACCAAAAAAUUCAUUAGUUUGCUCAAACAAGCUGAAGAUGGCAUUCUAGAUUUAAAUAAUGCUGCAGAGACAUUGGAGGUUCAAAAAAGGCGCAUAUAUGACAUUACAAACGUCCUUGAAGGAAUUGGGCUAAUAGAAAAGACGCUUAAGAACAGAAUCCGUUGGAAGGGUUUGGAUGCCUCAGGAACUAACUUAGGAAUUUCGGAUCUGCAGACAGAAGUUGAAAACCUUAUUCUCCAGGAGCAAGAAUUGGAUGAAAGUAUAAGUGAAAUGCAAGAAAAGGUCAAGGAGUUAACUGAAGAGGAAAGCAAUCAGAGAUGGCUAUACCUUACUGAGGAUGACAUCAAGGGGUUGCCCUGCUUUAAGGAUAAAACACUAAUUGCAAUAAAGGCACCUCAUGGUACUAUGCUGGAAGUACCAGAUCCUGAUGAGGCUGGUGAUUACAUCCAAAGGAGAUAUAGAAUAGUUAUAAGGAGUACAAUGGGUUCAAUUGAUCUCUACUUGGUUAGUAAUUUUGACGGGAACUUGGAGGAGCUGGUUGGUGUUGAAACGCCUCAAAAACAUGCAGAUGUGGCAAUACCUACCACCACAGAGGGCUUCAGAACCAUAGAAGCUGGACAGAGCAGCAGGUCGAAGGACAAAUCGCCGAACAUGGAGCAUGUCCACAAAAUUCCUGAUCUAAAUGCUCAAGAUUUGGGAGGGAUGACCAAGAUCAUUCCAGAUGUUGAUACUGAUGCAGACUACUGGCUUCUCACUGAUGGUGAUGUUAGCAUGACUGAUAUCUGGAGAACUGCACAAGCGCAGUGGGAUCAGUUCUUAGCUCAAGAGGUGGCUACCCCACAGGCAAUGAGGGAACAACCAGCGGUUCUGGGUAAAGCUACAGUUGUAUCCCCUGCCCAAGGAUAACCAACGAGAUAAAUUAAGGGAUAUCUCUAUUUAAGGAUAUUUUGGAGCAACAGAGUUCUUUUUUUUGGGAUGGCAAAUGGUUUUUCUAGGACUCUUUGGAGGCUGGUGAUUUCUAUCAAGUUCUGCAUCCUUUCUCGGAAAAUGGAAGGCGGUCUAGCAUCGUUCUAGCUAUACAGCCUGAGAAAUGCAUCUUGCCAUUGUCUGACGACAUGUGUUCAGUAACUUAUUUUUGCUUUAGUUCAGCAGUUGAGGUCGGUCUUGGUGGGUGGGUUCUCCCUUUAAGUUAUGCCACAUGAUUUUGUAAAUAUUGUGUUAUUAGACGUGUACAAACUACAAUGCAGAAGAGUGUACAAAGCAUUUUACAAGGCCCCAGUGGUUUCUUUCUGCACUAA
Molecule: messenger RNA, 1550 nt
Organism: Lolium rigidum
Lineage: Eukaryota; Viridiplantae; Streptophyta; Magnoliopsida; Poales; Poaceae
Product: transcription factor E2FA-like
Exons: 13
Coding region: 52-1158 (368 amino acids)
Biological process (GO): regulation of transcription by RNA polymerase II
Cellular component (GO): RNA polymerase II transcription regulator complex
Molecular function (GO): RNA polymerase II cis-regulatory region sequence-specific DNA binding; DNA-binding transcription factor activity, RNA polymerase II-specific; protein dimerization activity
Source: RefSeq, a predicted model, not a curated record